AUGGCGAGCAAAACACCACCCCCUCUUAAUAAAGAAGACGAAGUUGGUCGUAAAUGGGAUCGUUGUCUAACGGAUUUAAUAUUAAAAUUAGGAGGUGGACUGUUAAUUGGAGGUGUUGUUUCAUAUAUAUUUUGCAACAGGAAAAAAUGGCCCAUGGCUCUUGCUAGUGGAUUUGCUGUGGGAAUGGCUUACUGCAAUUGUGAAAGAGAUCUUAAUCUGGCUGUUACGCCUACAUGUGAACCAACUCCCAAAGUUAGAAUAUCAUAUGUGCAACACAUUCGAUAUUAUUUCACAAUGUUGUACACUACAAAUAAAUCGAGAGUGGUAAAUAAUAAUUUUACAAAAUCGAUAAAUAAUAUUCGACAAAAAUUUUAUAGUACAUCUUAUAAAACUCUUUGA
Messenger RNA from Pediculus humanus corporis (human body louse), 399 nucleotides. RefSeq lists its product as uncharacterized. The record is from RefSeq and is a predicted model, not a curated record. NCBI's taxonomy places the organism in Eukaryota, Metazoa, Arthropoda, Insecta, Psocodea, Pediculidae. The transcript is spliced from 3 exons. Bases 1 to 399 code for a protein of 132 amino acids. Gene Ontology annotation, cellular component: mitochondrial inner membrane; mitochondrion; MICOS complex.